AGAAAUUGAAGAACAAAAAAAAAGUACUUGAUUUACUACUUUCUUUUAAAGAAUACUUUUAUUCAUUAAUUAAUUUAUUUUUAAAUUUUUAGAUCAAAAAAUCUUAACAACUAAACCUCAUGUACUUUGUGAAUUAUCUGUUAUGAAACAUAUUCAAGAAACUAUAGAACAAUAUAAUAAAUUAAUACCGCAAAUACAUAAAGAAAUAGAUGAAUCAAAGGAACAAAUUGAAAGGGAGAAAAAUUUAUUAAGUGAAAGUGAAAUUAUUCAUAAUGUCUUACUGAAUAAAUUAGAGAAACUUCAAUUGGAUGAAUCGGAUGAUGAAUCUGAAUCUCAAUCAGAAAUAGGUGCUAUAAGGCAAGAGCUUAGAUCUAUCAAAAGUAAUUAUAACAUGUUAAUGGAUGAACUAAACGAUUUUAUCGACACUAAUUUCCCACCGCCAAACUUUGAAAAAGAUGAAGUAGAUGAAAUGGUGAUAGAUGAUAAUAAAGAUGAUGAUGAAAAUGAAGAUGAAGAUCGUGCUGAAGGCGAAGAUGAAGUUCAUGCCGAAAAUGAAACUCGAAAUAAAAGAUUUUUAACUCUAAAAGACAUGUUGGAGAAUCUAAUGAAUCAGACUUAUAAUAAUCCCAACAAUCCUUAUAUAACGUUUGAUCCGGAGAGAAUAUGGCCUCCUUAUGUUGAAACGUUAAUUCGUUCCGGAAUUGCCAAAAGGAACCCAAAUGAUGCCAAUAUGCUCAAAUUAGUUGAAUUUCAUUUAUAGAUCAAAUAAUUUUGAUACAUAGUUAUGAGAAGUGUGACUAUGUGAAUUAAAAAAAAACACUUGAAUUACAUGUGAAUUAAAAAACACUUGAAUUACAAUAAAGCAAUAUAAGUAUUUGUUGUAGA
Molecule: messenger RNA, 885 nt
Organism: Rhizophagus irregularis DAOM 181602=DAOM 197198
Lineage: Eukaryota; Fungi; Glomeromycota; Glomeromycetes; Glomerales; Glomeraceae
Source: RefSeq, a predicted model, not a curated record